This is a messenger RNA of Colius striatus (speckled mousebird), 1955 nucleotides long. It is a transcript of the gene AKIRIN2, whose product is annotated as akirin 2. NCBI's taxonomy places the organism in Eukaryota, Metazoa, Chordata, Aves, Coliiformes, Coliidae. Gene Ontology annotation, molecular function: transcription coregulator activity. The record is from RefSeq and is a predicted model, not a curated record. Gene Ontology annotation, biological process: positive regulation of innate immune response; positive regulation of transcription by RNA polymerase II. Bases 438 to 1016 code for a protein of 192 amino acids. Gene Ontology annotation, cellular component: nucleus; chromatin. The transcript has 4 exons.
UGACGCCAUAUUGCUGGUGUGGGACUCACGGAAGGAAGCGCCGCCGCCGCUGCCGCCCGGGCCCCGCCGCUAUCGCUCGUCAUCGGCAGCCGCGGACCGGGCAGCCGGGCCCAGCCUCGCGCCCUUCGGCCUAGCUCCCGCCCCGCCGCCGGCCGCGCGCGGAAUUGGCCCGGCCAGGGUAGGGCGAGCGGCGCGAGCGGGGAUCCGGCCGCCCGAGCCGGAGCCGUUGGGGGGGCCGGGGCCGUUCCCCAGAGGGAGGCAGACGGGGAGGCGGCGGAGGCCCUGACGCAGCUGCCCCCUCCUUUCCCUGCCGCCCUCCCUUCCCUCCCCCCAAGCCCGCCCCAGACAGCGGGGAAGGCGCCUCUGGGCAGGGCCGGUUGCUGCCGUCGCCGUCUCCCCUGCCCCUCGCUCCGAGCCCCCUUCCUCCGCCCCGCGCCAUGGCUUGCGGCGCCACUUUGAAAAGGACACUUGAUUUCGACCCGCUGCUGAGCCCGGCGUCCCCGAAGCGGAGGCGAUGUGCGCCAUUGUCAGCCCCGGCCUCGGCCGCCGCCUCCUCGUCCUUCGCAGCCGCCUCCCCGCAGAAAUACCUGCGCAUGGAGCCCUCGCCCUUCGGAGAGGUGUCGUCCCGGCUCACUACAGAACAAAUUCUCUACAAUAUAAAGCAGGAAUACAAGCGCAUGCAGAAGAGGAGACACUUAGAAAAUAACUUCCAGCAGACAGAACCAUGUUGUUCUUCUGAUGCACAGCCACAUGCGUUUCUCCUCACUGGACCAGGUACUUCAUCUGCAGCGUCGUCACCAUUGAAAAAAGAACAGCCCCUCUUCACUCUUAGACAAGUUGGAAUGAUCUGUGAGCGCUUGCUGAAAGAACGCGAAGAGAAAAUCCGCGAAGAGUAUGAAGAAAUUUUGACCACAAAGCUGGCAGGUGAAGCUCAUCCCUGCAAGAGGAUGGGGACUUUAAUGGGGCAAACCUGUGGGACUAGGAACCACUACAAAUCUAACUGCAUUUUUGGUUGAAGAUUGCCUUCUUUGACCCUUGCCCUUUUCUCAGAACACCCCACAUUGCUGCACAUGUAUUUUUCCACAAGGGAGGAAGGGGAAUGGAGAGAAGCUGCAUCUGGUAGAUAUUACUCUCCUUGUUCAAUUUCCUAAUUCUGAGAGGUGCUACCCUGCUGAUGAGUGCAAUGUUAAAGCUGAAUAAAGCAUUGUGAUUGGCUUUGGAUGGAUGUGUGUGUAGAAAGGGAAGCCUUGCUGGGAAUUGACAAAUCAAUACACCUGAUAUCUAAAUUCUGUUUCAGUUUACACUCUAGCAGUUUUCAUGAAGUCCACAGUCACCUCUUGUCUCUUGUAGUGGCCACUUUGUGAUUGGAAUCAGCCAAGUGUUAGUCACUUAGCGUUUCAUCUUUUUAGUUUGUCAUUUGCUUUUGAUUUUCUGGUGGUCACCAAAAAGAAUUUCUAACUGCAUAGCAAAUCCUUUUCCUGUACUUCAAUGUUUCCAUUUCAUUACAUUGAUUUUCUUACAUCUGGUAGUGAUAGGAGCAGAAAGAAGUUGUGUUUCCAACCACAGCGCUGACCUUAACGCCACAUGUGCUUAACUGCUGCGCCCCCAUUACGGAUCUGUGAAGUGGGCACACGUGAUUACUUCAAAAUACAAUGUCUGACACUUAGCAGGUGUUAGGUAUAUUGAGGCCUUUGUAUAUGUGCAGCAUAAUUCUCUUUGAGCAUGUUACUGUCUUUCCCAUUACAGAAGUUGAGAAGGGAAAGCACUUUUAAUUAAAGGGAUCUAUGCUGCACUGUUAUUGUCGGGGAUGAAAAACGAAAUGGCAACUCUGAGCUGUGUAAAAGCCACUUAAAACUGUUAGUGGGUGCGUGUUUAACUCCUGUGAUUUGAGUGUAUUAAAGAAAAGCAGCCUUGAAUAUUUUUCAGCUUGGGUUAAACUUCACAUACUCACCCUU